Molecule: messenger RNA, 3302 nt
Organism: Gilbertella persicaria
Lineage: Eukaryota; Fungi; Mucoromycota; Mucoromycetes; Mucorales; Choanephoraceae
Product: armadillo-type protein
Exons: 5
Coding region: 39-3170 (1043 amino acids)
Biological process (GO): protein import into nucleus
Cellular component (GO): cytosol; nuclear envelope
Molecular function (GO): small GTPase binding
Source: RefSeq, a predicted model, not a curated record
CUUUUUAGCUUUCUUGUCUAGAGGAGAAACACCACAAGAUGGAUCAGAACACUGUCUAUCAAUUAUUUGUAGCUACUUAUCACCCUGAUCCCAAUGUACACAAGCAGGCUGAAUUAAAUAUCAGAAAUAUUGAAUCCAAUAAUGGUUUCUUGCCUAUUGUCUUACAAAUCCUUGCUUCUGAGGAACUUGAGCUCGGUGCUCGUCAAGCAGCUGCCAUUUACUUCAAGAACCGUUUGAACAAAGCUUGGGAUGGUGAACGCGAGUCUGCUGUGCCUAUUAAUAAUGAUGACCGCAACAUGGUCAAGCAAACCAUUCUUCAAGCUCUCGUUACAGCUCCUAAUCAAGUCCAGGUACAAUUGACCUCUACUUUAAACACUAUCUUGACCAACGAUUUUCCCGAUAACUGGCCCAACUUUGUCAGCGAACUCGAAAGAUUAUUGACUUCAAGUGACUUUCGCUUAGUAUAUGUUGGUUUGUUGGCUUUACGCGAAGUUGUGAAGGUCUAUCAAUGGAGAACUGGUAACAAGCGUGAACCUUUCAGACAGUUGGUCAAAUUGACUUUCCCUGCUAUUCAAAACAUCAGCUCCAACCUUAUUUCCAACGAUAGCAUUGAAGCAGCCGAGAUGUUGAAGUUAUCUCUCAAGAUUUACCAUACUGCUAUUCAAGCUGAAUUACCCAAGACGUUGCAAGACCCUGCUUCUCUUGUUCCUUGGGGUACUUUGUUCUUACAGUUGAUUGAAAAGAAAAUCCCCAACGAGGCUUUACCUGCCGAUGCUGAUGAACGUGAUCGAUACCCAUGGUGGAAAACAAAGAAAUGGGCUUACCACUGCUUGAACCGUCUUUUCUCCAAGUAUGGUAAUCUUGCCACUAUGCCCCGCAGCACACCUGAAUACAAUGCUUUUGCAAAGCAAUUUUCUGCUAACUUUGCACCUAACAUUCUUCAAGCUUAUUUGGGUCAAAUUGAACUUUGGAUUAAGAAAGAAAUCUGGAUUCCUAGCAAGUGUUUAGCCUUGACUUCUUCCUUUUUCGCUGACUGUGUCAAGAACAAGACUACUUGGCAAUUGUUGAAGCCUCAUUUUGAAACUUUGGUGGCUCAUUUCAUUUUCCCUCAACUCUGUUACUCUGAACAAGAUCAAGAAUUAUGGGAUGAAGACCCUGUUGAAUUUGUUCACAAGAAGGUAGACCCUCUUGAAGACUUCCACUCUCCUCAAACAAACGCCAUGAACUUCUUGAUUGAUCUUGCUCGUGAUCGCAAGAAGCAUACUUUUAUGGGUAUCUUGAAUUUUGUGAACGGUAUUCUCAACAAGUACUUGGAAACCCCUGAAGAUCAAAAGAACCCCAAAGAAAAGGAUGGUGCUCUUUGUAUGAUUGGUGGCCUUGCCUACCAAGUCCUCCAAAAGAAAUCCCCUGUCGCCAACAUGAUGGAACCUUUCUUUGUUACACACGUCCUUCCUGAAUUCAAGAGCAAGUACCCCUUUUUGAGAGCGCGUGCUUGUGACUUGACCAGACAUUUCAGUGAUUUGGAUUUCAGCAACGAACAGAACUUAGCUACUUUGUACCAGUGUUUGACAGACUGUAUUCGUGAUACUGAAUUGCCUGUCAGAGUCCAAGCCUGUCUUGCUCUUCAACCCUUGAUUCGCCACGAAAGUGUCAGAAAUGCCAUGGCUCCCAACUUGCCUUUUAUCAUGCAAGAAUUGCUCAACUUGACCAACGAGAUUGAUAUUGAUACUUUGGCCAACGUGAUGGAAGAAUUUGUCGAAGUGUUUGCUGAGCAAUUGACACCUUUUGCUGUUCAACUCUGUACUCAAUUGCGUGAUACUUUCUUGCGUAUCAUGGAAGAAUUGAACCAAAACAACACUUUGCAAAGUGCUGAUGAUGAUGAAUUUACAGGUGAUAUUGAUGAAUUGAGUGACAAGACCAUGGCUGCUAUGGGUGUCCUCAAGACCAUUGGUACCUUGAUCCUUAGUUUGGAAAGCACACCUGAAGUGUUGCAACAAUUGGAAAACGCACUUUUGCCUGUGAUUACUUAUACAUUGGAAAACAAGAUCUUGGACUUGUACGACGAAAUUUUUGAAAUCAUUGAUUCUUGUACUUUCUCUUCUAAGCGUGUUACACCUACUAUGUGGAGUGUGUUUGAGUUGAUCUAUGCUGCCUUCAAGGACAGUGGUAUUGACUACAUGGAAGAAAUGUUGCCUCCUCUUGACAACUACAUCUCUUAUGGUAAGGAUGUGUUUGUUUCUAAUGAACAUGUUCAACAUUUGAUGUUUGAUAUCAUUGAUACUGUAAUGAAAAGCGAUCGUGUUGGUGAAAACGACCGUAUCUGUGCCUGUAAGUUGAUGGAAUCUGUCUUGCUCAACUGCCGUGGUCAUGUUGAUAUGUGUGUUGGCCCUUUCCUUAACUUGGCAUUCCAAUACAUCUUUACUGGAUCCAUGAAGACAACUGAAUUCAAGGUUCACUGUAUUGAAGUUGUCGUCAACUGUAUUUACUACAACCCUGCUCUGACCCUUCGUUUGUUAGAAGAAAACAACUGGACUCAAGGUUUCUUUACUCUCUGGUUCAACACACUCAGCAAAUUCUCUCGUGUUCAUGAUAAGAAGCUUGUCAUUGUCGCCCUUUGUGCUCUUUUGGAAUUGCCUACUGACAUGAUUCCUUCUUCUCUUCAAGCCGGUUGGUCUCAAAUCUUGGCCUGUAUGGUUCAAGUUUUCCAGACACUUCCCAAGGCUAUGGAAAACCGUGAAAACAUGGAGAAAUUAUACGGUGACUUUGACGAUGACUUUGGAGGUGACGAUGAUUUCAGUGGUUUUGAUGGAGCCAGUGGAGACGAAGAUGAAAUUGAAGAGGGAGGAGAUGAUGAAGAUAUUCCUGAUGAAGACAAUGAAUAUAUUGAAUACCUUGCCAGCCAAGCAGCAUCCCAUGCAGACGGCUUCAGUGAUCUUGAUGAAGAUGAGGAAGAAAUGGAAGAAGAAAUCUUGUUUGAAUCACCCUUAGACGAAGUAGAUCCUUACAUUCGAUUUGAGCAAGUAUUUAGAAACUUACAGCAGAACAACAGUGCUUCUUAUACCCUAUUGACAAAGGAUUUGAAUGCUGAACAACAAGCACAAAUUAUGACUGUUUUAUCUACUGCUGAACAACACCGUACUGCACCUGCACCUGUUCCUGGUACUCACUAAUUGCAUUCUACAUAAAACAAAGUAAAAGAAGAAAAAAAGAAAGAAAAAAAAGAACACUUAUAUAUAAUUAUAUUAUAGCCCUUUCAUCCCCUUUUUUAGAAUAUAAAUAAAAUAAUCGUUUUUAUAAAUUCA